UCAUUAUUGGCCGAAUGCGAGCCAUGGCGUGCAGCAAUACGUGGCCUCAUGCCCCACCUGCCACCUGAUGAAAUCCUCUCGCCAAAAGCCAGCUGGAUUACUACAACCGUUAGAACUGCUCACAAAGCCCUGGACGCACGUAUCCAUGGACUUCGUAACAGGGUUGCCAGUGCCGGCGCAUCCCAAAAUAAUGUUGUACUCGUGGUUGUUGAUCGAUUCACAAAAAUGGCUCAUUUCGUGCCAUACCGGACGGCAAUCACAGCCGAGCAAACCGCCAAGCUGUUCAUCCUGACCGUCUUUCGCCUGCAGGGAAUCCCGAAGGCGAUCGUGAGCGAUCGAGACCCCAUAUUUACGUCCAAAUUCUGGACAAAAAUGUGGGAACAAUACGGUACACGUCUCCAUUUGUCCACGGCCUACCACCCACAGACCGACGGCCAGACUGAACGGACAAAUCAGACCAUGGAGCAACUUAUACGGACAACCUAUACCGGCCCGACCGACUGGGAAGAUUCUCUCCCCUUGAUCGAGUUUGCGUAUAACAACGCCCCUUCGUCCACGACUGCCCAAUCACCGUUCUACCUGAAUUAUGGUCUAAAUCUCACGACUCCCAUGACACCCCUAGUUGAGAUAUGACACUAAGAAUUUAGGGUUGA
Closterium sp. NIES-67 is the source of this 653-nucleotide messenger RNA. The record is from the annotation of a GenBank genome assembly. Lineage: Eukaryota; Viridiplantae; Streptophyta; Zygnematophyceae; Desmidiales; Closteriaceae.